AUGCCGAUAUUAUGGGAAGUCUUUGCUGCCAUUCUUGGCUCCAGCAGCUCAGACUUGCCGCAUUUCCCAGGAUGGCAGGGAACUAGUGAAGUUGAAAGUGGUCCGGGGCAUGGGUGCCAGUUCGCAGUCCCUGUGCUGCGUGCUGCGUGCCAUGCUGCCCACGAGCAGGAGUUGUUGACGGGCCAAAGCAGUGGGAUGGCCCGGCUUCCUUCCCAGGGCAAGAAAGUGGCAGCAGCUGCCGCACGGGGAGCCGGCCCGGUCUCCAAACUACAGCGGGUGAAGGUGAGCAAAGCAGCCGCUCUUGUAGCACCGGCGUGCCCGCCAGGCUGUGCUGUGGUGUCAGCGGAUCUUCUUCAUCAUCUUCAGCAAGAGGUUGGAACAAAGGCAACAGCGCCGCAUGCGCCGAAAUACGAAGCUCGCCACGAGCUGAAUAGCCGGCCUGAGCCCAGCAAGGCACAAGCUCGUCCAAAGCGCCAGAAGGACCCAGGCAGCCAAGAGGUCCUGCCCUUGAAAGCCGCAGCCGUCCUCAAUGAUGAGGUUCCACCACCACCGGGCGCCCGCCAUGCCGGUGUUGGCACUGUGCAGGCUGUGGAGGAGGGCACGCAGACGUCCUUUGAGGAGAACAAGGCGGGCGCACCACCUCCCCGACCGCAAGCUGUGCCACAAGCUGGACCGCUGCCCACUUCGGCUCGAGAGGGCCUCGAGAUGCGACCGACCUUGAAUGUAAACAGACACCGUGUGGACGGCGUGACUGAGGCCACUCCCUUGCAGCAUGAUGGUAUGCUGGCGCCUCGCCAGGCGGCGGUGGCCGCACCGGCAGCAGUAGCUCAGCCUCAGCCAGUGGAGACUUCGCAAAACUAUGGACGGUGCGAUCCUUUCCACUUGGACAGGAUUACCGCCGAGAAAGAACGUGAUCGAAAGAGGGUCCAGGCCCAGAUGCUCGCGGAGCAGAUUCAGCUUGUAACUUUGUGGAUGGCGCCGACGCUUUGCCAUGGAUGGAAACUGCUGGGACUUCAAGGAAGGCCCCGUGCGCUGCACCGACUGCGGUCGAGCCUGGCCAGCCCGCAGCAAGGGCGUAUCUCUCAGCAUGGCGCCCGAGUGCUUUUGGAGCCGGGCGGAGACUGGUUUUUCAGGCAUCAGAAGCACAGGUUCGACACUGAAAGCGAGCAAGCGACGAACUUUGCCAUUGCAGUGUGGAAGUCGCUGAAAGCGUGGCUAGGUGUCUCUUUCAGGGAACCACAACCGGGCACAAAGCAGUUCGAGGUGAAGGCUCCGAACACAGUCAUCAUCAUAACACCCAAUAUCUUCAAGAACGACGUCGUCAGGGAAGCGUAUGAGGCAGCAGCCACGACGAAGAAAAAUGUGGUCUUUCUUCACCACAUAGCGUCUGGCUGCAACCUCAACGAGGAGGCUGAGCAGGCGCCCGAGGAGUUGAAGAAGUCCGUGGACAAGAUUUUCAAAGACAAGAGAUAUGUGAUCUAUACCGAGGAUCUCAGCGAAGAGUGCAAUGACAUGCUCAUGGAGAAACUGAAUCUGCGAAAUGCAGACGAGAUGAAGGCUGCCUACGAAAAGCGCGCCUUUCGCCGCAACAUUGAUAUCAUGAAGUACAGCGCCAAAGUUGCCAAGGCACGCACACAAGCGGGAGUCAAGCGAAAGUAUGACCUCUGCAUCACAGCAGCCAAUGUUGAGCAUAGCCCCGAUGGCAUGCCCGUGGUUGACCGCUUGUUCACGACAAUGUCAAAGCUGGCACCGGCGCUCACCAUCGGCCGAAACUACGGUGACAAGGUUUCCAAUGCCGAUGUGAGACAUUCCUUCAACAUUGUCGUUGUCCUGACCAAGGACGCUCUCACCUGCCCAGACUUGAUGGGCGAGCUCAAGUCUGCUCUGGAAGCUGAAGCGAGCAUCCUCAUAGUCCACGAUCUCUUGAGUUGUCCAGACCUCAAGGCCGAGAUCGAGAAAUGCGAGGACAAGGUGGUCGCAUCAAGCUUGAUGCGCUCUGCGAGAUUCGUCUACAUGUCAGAGGUCGUCACCAGCGUCGUGCUUGGAAUCUUGUCGCCCGGCACGAUCAAGACGGACGAUGCAAAGUCCCCGCGAACAAAGCAGGCAUUGUCCUCCGGAGGUGGGAAGCAAUUCCGGCUGGAGUACAAGAACUGCUUCGCCCUGGACCUGGCCAAAGAUGGUACGGGACAGGUUUACAACACCAAGUUCAGCGACAAGAAAAAAGACUUGCCCGGCGACAUCGACUCGGCCAUCAAAGCCCUGUUCGAGUUGUAUGAUCCGGCCAAGAAGGGAAGCAUUGGCUGGCCGCAGUUUGCGGAAGUCGAUCGCAUCGUGACGGAAUGCUUGGGUGGCCAGUACGAGGAGAUGAUCUCUCGCAGAGCCUUCUCAAUGAUGAACUAUCCAGGGCUCACCCUGGAGUCGGAGAUCUCCUUCACGACCUUCCACAACUACCAUGCCUUCGUUGCGAAGCAGAUGGGUGCGUUGGAAGGUGACAGAGAUUCCAGCAUGCACUACAAGUACAUUGUGGACAAGGUAAAGAACUCCAAAAAGGGCAAGCGCUUCUUGAAGCUCUUCGACCUGUACAUCGUCCAUGAUGAAAGCAAAGAGUCCAUUGCCUUCGCCAAAGCGCUCAAGGUGUCCAUCAAAGAUCACACGCCCAAUGUUCGCACUGCCGUCUGCAACGAGAAGGUUCCAGGAAAGGAGGAUAUGCAGCGCACGCAGAUUGCCGCGCAAAGUCUGAACGUUCUCAUUCUGCUCCAGGAAGACUGCCUACUAAAGGAGGAAGUGGCCAAAGAUGUCGUUGCUGGAGCAAACGAGGGCGCCCAAAUCCUGGUGUUGGUGAACAUGGAGAACAGCCCGAUCCUGGAGAAGGAAAGAAAGAAGGCGACUCCAGAGGUCCAGACGGCCAUGUCAAGGCCUCCCGUGGUGGAGUACUGGAAGGGCAGCGACCAGGCCUGCUGCGUCAAGCUUCUAGACCUGAUGUCCUUUCCCAUCGAUGCGAACGCGAAGCGGCCACUGCCGAACAAGAAAGCGACCUUCCGGCAGAAAGAAAAUCCGGUGGUGCUUUUCCUGUACCAGCAGUGCGAGGAGGAUGCGGUCGCUUCUCAGGCCAUGACCGCCUUAGCAAACUUGGUCAGUCCAAUCAGCAAAAGUGGUGACUUGACCAGGGCCGAGUUUCUGCGAGAUGGAGGCUGCGAUGUUCUCCAGGAGCGUUUCUCCUCGUUCCUCUCAGUCGCCGCUGUCGCAGAACCUGCUGCACGAUGUGUGGCGAACUUGGCAAUGUACCCGCCUUGUGCCCGAAGGAUGGCCGAACUGGGUACCGUCAAGACCCUCAUCGAAGCAAUGCAGGCCCAUGUGGACUCGCCCAACCUGCAGGGCGAUGCAUGCUGCGCGAUUGUCAACAUUGCCCAAGAUGACGUUGGCAAGAAGAAAGUCAACGAGCUAGGUGGUUUCCAGCAAAUGCUGCAAUCGCAGAAGAGGUUUGAGUACAAUGCUGAUUUCUGGGAGAUGCGCUGGGGCAUGAAGGAGCUUGCGGAAGGGGACACUGUCAUGGUCAAUUACCACGGCAAGGGACGCUGGGUCACAGGAACCAUCACGCGAGUCAACAAGGGCAACGGCGCUUAUGAUGUUGAUUACAUGCACGGUGGCAACGACCGCAAGGUGCCCACGAACUUGGUCCGACCCAAAGACAAGUCAGACAUGAUCGACGAGUUCGUAGCCGUUUGGCAGUGGAAGCCGGAGGGCAAGCUGACGGAAGACGAGCUUACUCUGAAGGCCGACGGCUUCCUCUUCCUGAAACGAGAAGGCCAGGCUGCUGCGGGAACCUGGAACGUUGCGGAGCCCAAGGGCGGAGGCCGGAACUUGGUGAAGAUCAAGCUCUCCGUGGAGCCUUUCUCGUCCAUUGAAAUGGAACGAAUCUCCUUGACGACUCUUCGCUCGACAAGUGGGCCGCAGAGGGCAGUCCUCAAGGACUCUUUGGACGACUGCCUCUACGUGGAGUACUUCGAGUUCCCUGAGGGCCUGGCCGAUUUCAAGAAGCCGCCUCCCCUCCUCGGCCGGAAACCCGACAUCUCCCGGUCGGAGCAGCAGAUCGAUUGGGUCAAGACCGACGCGCCGUGGACGGGGCUGCCGGCCAACUUCAACACAAACUUUGCUGCAAGGUGGAAGGGCGUCGUCGAAAUCACCAAGAUGGGUGACUACCAGCUGAAGCUGGAAGCUUGCACCAGCUCCGUCUUGAGGCUCAACGACAAAGUGGUAAUCGAUGGGUCUGGAGAGUGGCAGGGGAAGCUCUUGGGAGGCCCCAAUCGAAUCACAAUGGAUUUCUUCUCGAACGAGGCUUCCAAGUUCGUCCAGCUGUCGUACUGCGGGCCAGACACGGGAGACGAAUGGACCAUUAUGCCCGUGGCGGUGCUACAGCACGAUUUGGAAUCGUGCCAGGUUGUCCCAAAGCCAGGUUUCAUCGCAGAGUACUUCCCCGAGGCCUACGAGGAUCGCGCCAUCCCAGGUGGCAUUGACCCAGACAUUGUUCGAACGGAGAAGCAGCUUGACUUCGAGGAGGUGGACAGUAAUUGGCAAGGCCUGCCGAAGCGUUAUGCCGGGCCUUUCACAGCCCGCUUCACAACAUACAUCAAUGUCACCUGUGGCGAUGCCAAGAAGGCCAAGUAUCAGUUCAUGCUGGAAUCCGGAGAGAAGGCGAUCCUGUACAUCAACGACAAACAGGUGUCCACGGAGGACAAGCCUGUGGACAUCGAACUGAAGAGAGGUCAGCACCUGGUUCGUGUUGAGUACUUCUGCAACACGAAAGAGACGCACGGCUUAAAGCUCUUCUACCGCGGACCCGAAACGAUGCCAAAAGUGGAGGACGGAGAGGAGAUGCCCGAGGGUGCUGGCAAGAUCCUCGUCCCACCCACAGCCACAUGCUACUAUGCGCUGCCAUCCUGCGCUCAGCCGAAGGGAGAGCCGCUCAUGAAGCACGACAAGGCUGUUCACACGGUGCUCUGGUCAGAAGACGAUUCUCGCAUUGCAUCGGUGGGCGGUGCUGGCAAGAUUCACUUCUGGGACCCACCGACAGGACGGUACGUGGACAGUACCGAUGUCGGUGGUAAGAUCACGACAGCAGCUGGUGGCAAGGACAAGAUCGCUUUGGCUAUGGAUGACGAUGAUCGGGCCAUCAAGAUCAUCGACUUUGCCGAGAAGAAGGAGAUUCGAGUCCUGAAGCACGUGCCAACAGAUGUGCCAGACGAGGAGCCAGAAGAGCCGGAGCUCGACGAGAAUGGCGAGGAGAUUCCACGCCCGGAGCCACCCAAGAAGCUCGGUCCCCACGAAGGCCCGGUCCGCAUUAUUUGCUUCAGCCGCGAUGGCAAAUUCCUUGCCUCUGGCAGCGAGGACGGUGUGGUGAAGCUGUGGGAUAUGGCAUCGGGUGCGGAGCUCAUGACAAAGGCCAUCGUCCAAACCACAAAGGAGCACGGCGAAACACCCGUAGCCGUCCACGCAGCAGGGUUCUGCGGCGAUGGUACCAGGCUGCUUGUGGGCAGCAAUGAGAAGCACCUGCGCAUCUACAACACCGCGACCCGCGACGAGCUGCGUGGUCCAAAGAAGCUCCUCCCGAAGCCCGCCGAGCCGGAGGAGGGUUGGACCGAGGAGAACCCUGAGCCGGAAGAUGAGUACGAGGAGGGUGACCCAAUCUUCGUGGCCUGCCACAAAGCACCGGUGGUGUGUCUCUCCUUCUCACCACUGGAUGCCAACCGCCUUGCGACGUGCAGCACGGAUGCGACCAUCCGGAUCUGGGAUCUCAUCAACAGUGAGUUUGAUGCCGAGCUCAAGCAGGUCAUAGAUCCAAUCCAGUGCUUAUCUGGCUUCGUGACCUGGUCCCCGGAUGCUACCUCGCUGGUGUCGUCGUCAGAGGACAUUUAUGUUGGACUCUUCUCAGCAGUCAGUGGCCAGCGCCGAGCAGAUCCCCUUCAGGGCCAUUUGGCAAGUGUGCGGUAUGCUGCCUGGGCUCCGUGCUCGCAAGCCUUCGUCACAUGCUCGGACGACCACACCGUGCGCUUGUGGCACUUCUUGGUCAAUAGGAACAUUACCGAGAUUGCCGUGCUGGAAGGUGAGCAAAUGGAGUUCAAUGAUGACAUGCGAAAGUGGAACGAAAGCUUGCACAAGAUUCGAAACGAGUUCAAGGACUACAGCAAGGGCCUGUCGGACUACGAGACUGAAGUCUACAGCUUGAAGAAGCACCUGGAUGAGGCCUUGAACAGGACGAAGUCCUACGUGUCCCGAGAGCAACUUCUUGGCCUGGAAGUGACGGACUACUACGAGCUCGACGGUAUGAUCGACGACUUCAACCCGUACUAUCUACUUUGGAGCACCGUCAUCGAGUUCCAACGUUCAGACAAGAAGUGGACGACGGAGCCCAUCGCAACUCACAACUCGACGGUUGUGGAGAACACCAUCGAUGGCUGGUACAAGCUGGUCUACAAGAUGAUCAAGGACUUCGACAACGACAACAUGAGGGCUGCGCAGAAGAUCGCCAAAGAGUUGCGUCAAGGCCUCGAGGAGUUCAAGGGCCGCUUUCCUUUCCUGCGCUGCUUCGCGAACGAGUCAGUUCUGGACCGACACUGGAAAGAGAUGUUCGAGCGUAUGGGCGACGCGGCUCCUCCUCCAGCCCUUUACGGCAAUGACUACCACAAGGUGACACUGAAAAUGAUGUUGGACUACAACAUCAACGAGUUCACGAAUGACUUCGAGGAACUGUCAACUGCAGCAGCAAAGCAGCAUGGUCUCAAGAAGGCCAUGGCCAACAUGAAGAUCGAGUGGGAGCCUCUCGCGUUCGCGACAGCUGAACGCAAUGGAGUGCCGUUGCUUCGCGGCAUCGACGAAAUUCAGACGGUCCUUGACGACCACAUUUCCAAGACCCAGGCUAUCCGAAGCAGUCCCUUCUGCAAGCCCUUCGAGGCAGAGGUCCACGAGUGGGAGCACACACUGAUGUAUAUCCAGGAUUUCAUCGACCAGGUGAUCGCCCUGCAGAGGAGCUGGAUGGCACUCGAACCGAUUUUCGCGUCGGACGACAUCAAGCGUCAGCUGCCGCAGGAAUCCGAGUCCUUCGCUCGGAUUGAUAGCAACUUCCGCAUGCGCAUGGCGCAAGUUGACUCCAACAAGAACUGCAUCGCCAUUUCCAAGAUUGAGAACAUUGUGGAGGACAUGACAGAGGCCAACGUCACGAUUGAGAAGGUUCAGAAAGGCCUCAAGGACUACUUGGAGACAAAGAGGUUGUACUUCCCACGCUUCUUCUUCUUGAACGAUGCUGACCUGCUGUCGAUUCUGGCGGAGACCAAGGAUCCCACCCUGGUGCAGCCUCACUUGAACAAGGCCUUUGAGGGCAUCGCCAAGGUCCGUUUCGACUCCAAGAACGAAAUUAUUGAAGCGAUGACUUCUGGAGAGGGCGAGACUGUUGACUUCACCAACAAAAUCGAUGUCAUGAAGCCUGGAAACGCUGGUGCAGUGGAGUGCUGGCUCGUGGAGGUGGAAGAGUCUAUGAUGGACAUCCUCCGUGAGGUCACUGACAAGUCGAAUAAGGCAUACCCAACAGCAGACCGAGUGAAGUGGUGCUGCGAGUGGCCUGGCCAGGUUGUCCUGGCAACGGAUAUGAUCUUUUGGACAUCCGAAGUCACCGAUGCAUUGAAAAAGGGGGCAAUUGCAGAAUAUGAGAAGAAGCUCUUCAAACAGCUGGAGGACAUCGUGGUUCUGGUUCGAGGAGAGAUGACCAAACUCAAUCGCGUAACCGUGGGUGCCAUGGUGACGCUGGAUGUCCAUGCGCGAGACGAGGUGACGAACCUCGUGCAAAAGCGUGUGGACUCUCCAGACGACUUCGCAUGGCUGUCACAGCUACGAUAUUAUUGGCAGGACAAGAACUCGUUCGUCAGAAACGACACGGGUAAGGAGAAUGACAAGAUGGAGUGCAAGGUCUCCAUUGUAAACUCCACUCUGCUGUAUGGCUUCGAGUACUUGGGCAAUUCGCCUCGUCUUGUCAUCACCCCGCUCACAGACAGAUGCUACCGAACCUUGAUGGGUGCCUUUGCGCUGUACUAUGGCGGAGCGCCCGAGGGGCCUGCGGGGACAGGAAAGACUGAGAGUACCAAAGACUUGGCGAAGGCAUUGGCCAUCCAGUGCGUGGUCUUCAACUGCAGCGACUCCAUGGACUACCUGCAGCUGGCCAAGUUCUUCAAAGGCCUCGCUUCCAGUGGCUCCUGGUGUUGCUUCGACGAGUUCAACCGGAUCUCGCUCGAGGUGCUGUCCGUGGUUGCUCAGCAGAUCCAGCAGAUCUCCCUUGCGAUCAAGCGCCGAGUGGAGAAGUUCGUCUUCGAGGAGACGGAGAUCAAGCUGGUGCCCACUUGCGCAGUGAACAUCACCAUGAAUCCUGGCUAUGCUGGUCGAUCUGAGCUUCCAGACAACCUGAAAGCACUCUUCCGACCUUGCGCCAUGAUGGUGCCCAACUACGCUCUGAUUGCAGAGAUUCGCUUGUACUCCUUUGGCUACUCGGAUGCCAAAGUCAUCGGCACCAAAGCCACCAUGGCCUUGAAGCUGUCCUCAGAACAGCUGUCUCCACAGCGCCACUACGAUUUCGGCAUGCGCGGUCUGAAUGCUCUGCUGGUGGCCGGCGGCAAUGGCAAGCGAACCUACGGCGACAAGUACCCCGAGGAUGUCAUCGCCUUGCGAUCAUUCACAGAUGUCAACCUGCCGAAGUUCACCACCGCAGACUUGCCCCUGUUCAAGGGUAUCAUUGGUGACUUGUUCCCAGGAGUAGAGCUUCCACCGAGCAAUGCUGGAAAGCUCAUGGCCACGAUCGACAUGAUUGCUGAGAAGAGGGGACUGCAGCCGACCAAGCCAUUCACCACAAAGGUCGUCCAGCUCUGGGAGACCGUUCUGGUUAGGCACGGUCUGAUGACAGUCGGAAUUCCACCGUGCGGCAAGACUAACGUGAAGAAUGUGCUGGCAGAGACCUUGGGUGAAUUGGCAGAUGGAGAAGAAAUGAUGCCUGUGACUCAGUAUGUCAUGAACCCCAAAUCAAUUACUCAAGGGCAGCUUUACGGCGAGAGCGACUUGAACACGCAGGAAUGGACAGAUGGAGUGCUGGCAAUCGCAGUGCGCGAGGCCAUGAAGGCAUUCGGCGAUGGUCGUCGUCAGUGGGUCGUGCUAGAUGGGCCGGUCGAUGCCAUCUGGAUCGAGAACAUGAACACCGUGCUUGACGACAACAAGAAGCUGUGCCUGAACAGUGGCGAGAUCAUUAAGUUGUCGACUGUGACUACGAUGUUGUUCGAGGUUAGGGACUUGGACUAUGCCUCGCCAGCAACUGUGUCCCGUGUGGGCAUCGUGUUCCUGGAGCCUGACACCGACUUGGGCUGGAAGCCGAUCGUGGACUCGUGGCUGCUCACCUUGCCUGACUAUAUCAAGGAGGAGCAUAGAGAUCAGAUUUUCUCGCUGUUCAACAACUACUUCGAAGUGCUUCUCGAGUGCACACAUCGUGUGCGCACUCCUUUUGCAGUAUCUGACGGGUGGCUCUGCUGCAUGGCGACGAGGAUGAUGGAUGCUUUGAUCUCAGAUCAAACGGAAGGCUUCUGCAAGCCAGAAGUGAAGGUCCCCGAGGGUGAGGAGCCAGAUGACGACAUGGACAUGGGGCAGAACUUCAUGGACCGAGAGAUCAUGAUCUUCCAGCUUUUCUGGUUCACCAUGACAUGGACUUGCGGCGCAUGCACCGAUGCAGAUGGCCGUCUGUUCGUGUGCGACAUCAUCCGCCAGUGCAUGGAUAACAAGAAAGACUUGCUGCAGAAGUUCAACUUCGUUGCUGACUUUGCAAAGGUCGACAUCACUGGUGGUGGCAGCAUGCCAUCCGCACCUCGAAAAGGGCUGCUCCAUGAUUCCUUCAUCGAUCCCGUCGACGGGGCGAAAUGGAAGCCGUGGACAGAGCGCAUUGAGGGCUUCGACAUUCCCAAGGACACGCCAUACCACACAAUUGUCGUUCCUACAUCGGACACGUGCCGAAAUCAGUUCCUGAUCCGGACGCUCAUUGAGAGGGGCUACAACAUCCUCAUCAGCGGACCGACAGGAACUGCAAAGACGGCGUCCAUCCAGGGCAUGUUGCUCCAAGGAUUCAGUCCAGACAGCUACGCGACCAACUCCUUUGCAUUCUCUGCUCAGACGACAGCUAAUCAGACGCAGGACGUCAUCGAUGGCAAGCUGGACAAGCGCAAGAAGGGUACAUUCGGGCCACCGCCAAACAAGAAGAUGUUGGUCUUUAUCGAUGACUUGAACAUGCCCUUCAAGGAGGAAUAUGGUGCGCAGCCUCCAAUUGAGAUUCUCCGCCAGAUGUUCAUUCUCACGCCCUUUGGAUACGGCUGGUAUGACCGCAAGGGAUGGGAGUUCCGACAGCUGAUUGACAUUCACAUGCUAGCCGCCAUGUGCCCACCAGGCGGAGGCAAGAAUGACAUCACAGACCGAUACUCCCGAUGGUUCAACUUGCUGUUUGUCACGCCGUUUGAUGAGGAGAGUUUGAGCCGAAUCUUCGUCACGGUGGUCAACAAGUUCAUGAGCGUCAUGGCACGUGAUGUCCUGGCAGCAGCCGCGGGUGCAGUCACUGCGACGCUCGAGGUUUAUACCACGGUGCUGAAGGAGUUGUUGCCUACACCUGCCAAGUCGCACUACACCUUCAACAUGCGAGAUGUGUCCAAGGUUUUCCAGGGGAUUUGCCAGUGUUCGCGUGAAUCGCUGCCCAAGGUAGAUGAUCUUGCCAAGUGCUGGCUGCACGAAUGUGAGCGUGUAUUCAAGGAUCGCCUGACCACAAAGCAGGACAUGAACUGGUUCACCAACCUGUGCAAGCGCAACAUGGACAAGCACUUGAAGCGCCCGUAUGAUCAGGCCGUGAAGCUGGAGCCCGUGAUCUUUGCAGACUUCUGUGACCCCAAGUCGUCUGCAUAUGUUGAGCUUCAAGAUCACGAGAAGCUGUCUGCAAAAGUGCAGGAGUGCUUAGACGAUUACAACUCGGUCAGCAAGAUUCGAAUGGAGCUUGUGCUGUUCAUGAGCUUCAUCCAGCACAUUUGCCGGGUGAUUCGAGUGCUGAGACUUCCGCUGGGCAAUGCACUGCUGGUGGGCGUCGGCGGUAGUGGACGUAAAGCCACAACUACGCUGGCAACUUACGUUGCGCAGUAUGAGCUUUUCCAGAUCGAGAUGUCCAAGGGCUACGGCAUGAACGAGUGGCAUGACGAUAUGAAGCGCAUGCUCAUGAAGAGUGGCUCCCAAGACACGAAAACAACAUUCCUGUUCUCUGACACUCAGAUUGCAAAGGAGGCCUUCCUAGAGGAGGUGUCUUCAAUUCUGAACACGGGCGAGGUGCCGAAUCUGUACGCGAACGAGGACCGUUUGGAGAUUACCGAGAAGUGCAGCAAAGGUGCGAAUGCAGUUGGCAAGAACACGCCUGCAGAGAUUUUCGGAUGGUAUGUUGAAGAGUGCCGGAAGAACUUGCACAUCGUGAUCUGCAUGUCUCCGAUUGGGGCUGCUUUCCGAAACAGGUUGCGAAGCUUCCCCAGCUUGGUGAAUUGCUGCACCAUCGAUUGGUUCCACGAGUGGCCGGCGGAUGCCCUCUCUGCGGUGGCGAAUCAGUUUUUGUCCAAGGACAAGGACCUGGAGUUCGAUGAUACCAUCCGAACGAACGUGACCAAGAUCAUGGUGCAAGCUCAGCAGUCCGUCUUCAGCCUGUCAGAGAAGUUCCUCUUGGAAGCCAAGCGCCACUUCUACGUCACACCGACCUCCUACCUGGAGUUGAUCAGCUCUUUCAUCUCCACUUUGAAGAGUAGACGUCAGAUCGUGCAGAAGGCCAAGUGGCGUUAUGACACUGGGCUGGAUAAGAUCAACGACGCCAAGGAGCAAGUAUCCGCUCUUCAGAUCGAGCUGAACGAUUUGGAGCCUGUCCUGGAGAAGGCCGCCCAAGAAACAGGCGAGAUGCGCGAGCGAGUGGAAGCGCAGCAGGCAGGUGCGGUCGAAAAGAAGGCUGUGGUCGAAGAAGAGGAAGCCAAGGCCAACGCACAGAAGGCCAAUGCUGCGGCAAUCAAAGCCGAUUGCGAGAAAGACCUGGCUGCGGCCCUGCCAGCUUACGAAGCUGCCCUGGAGGCAUUGAGCAAGUUGUCAAAGGGCGAUGUCGGAGAGGUCCGAGGUAUGAAGACCCCUCCAGCUGGCGUGGUGCUGACAGCGCAAGCUAUGUGCAUCAUGUUCGAGGUGAAGCCUGUGAAGGUGGCUGCGGCGGAUGGCAAGGGCAAAGUGGACGACUACUGGGAGGCCGCCAAGAAGGAGCUCUUGGUUGACCCGUCACUGAUCAACCGUAUGGUCCACUAUGACAAGGACAACAUUCCGGAUGCUGUUAUCAACAAGGUGAAGCCUUUGUACGAUGAUCCAGAGUUCGAGCCGGACAAGAUCAAGAAAGGCUCUCUUGCUGCCAUGGGUAUCUGCAAGUGGGUCCGAGCAAUGGUGGUGUAUGACAAAGUCGCGAAAGAGGUGGGCCCCAAGCGACAAAAGUUGGCAGGGGCCGAGGCCGAAGUGGCAGAAGCAGAAGCCACAGUUGCGGCAAAGCAGGCUGAGUUGAAAGAAGUCAUGGACAUGGUGGCGGAUCUUGAGGCCCAGCUUCAUGAAGCCAACGAGAAGGCCAAAGAGUUGUCGAGAAAUCAGAAGGAUUGUGCUGCCAAGCUGGCCCGUGCAGAGAAGCUGAUCGACGGACUGGGAGGCGAACAGGCAAGCUGGACUUCAAAGAGCAAGAAGUUGGGUCUCGACUACAACAACCUGACUGGUGAUAUCCUGAUUGCUUCGGGAAUCCUUGCAUACUUGGGAGUGUUUACAAGCCAGUACCGAAAAGAAGCCUGCGAUGGAUGGUUGCAGAAGCUGUCCGACUUGAAAAUCCCAGCCAGCAAGGAGUUCAGCUUGCAGAAGUGCAUUGGAGAUGAGGUAAAGAUCCGUCAGUGGGUUAUCGACUACCUGCCGAAUGACUCGUUGUCUAUCGACAAUGCCAUCAUCUUGGACAACUCGCGCAGGUGGCCGCUAAUGAUCGAUCCGCAGAUGCAAGCCAACAAGUGGACGAAGAAGAGCAAUCCUGACAUUAAAGCUCUGCGUCUCAACAUGCCUUACAUUCGAGAUCUCGAGAACUGCAUCCAAUUCGGCACCCCGGUGCUCAUCGAAAACAUCGAGGAGGCUUUGGAUGCGAUCUUGGAUCCAGUUCUGCAGAAGGCGACCUUCAAGCAGGGCACACUCACCAUGGUAAGAUUAGGUGACUCCACAAUCGAGUGGUCCAAGGACUUCAAGCUCUACAUCACCACCAAGUUGCCCAACCCGCACUUCCCACCCGAGAUUUGUGUGGCAGUCAGCAUUCUGAACUUCAUGGCCACGCAGGAUGGCCUUCAGGAUCAGAUGCUUGGAAUCGUCGUGGCUGCGGAAGAGCCGGCCACCGAGGAGAAGCGAGUGAACCUGGUCAUCGAAUCAGCCAAGGCGAAGUCGCAGCUGAAGGAUCUGGAGGACAAGAUCCUCCAGCUGCUGAGCUCUUCAACAGGCAAUAUCUUGGAUGAUGAGGAACUUAUUGAGACUUUGUCCAGCUCCAAGAUCAUGGGCACCAAGAUCGAGGAGCAAGUGAAGCAGCAGGAGAUUACAGCUGUGCAGAUCGCGGAGGUCAGGCAAGUCUACAAGUAUCAUGCACUGCGGUGUGCUGCCCUCUAUUUCAUCAUCGGCGACCUAUGCAUUGUUGAUCCUAUGUACCAGUUCUCGCUGGAUUGGUUCAUCGCCAUGUUCAACCAGUCCAUCAGGAUGGCAGAGCCAAAGGAAAGCAAGGAUGAGCGCUUUGUGGAGCUGUUCCGCUCGUUCAUCGAGUUGCUGUUCGUCAUGGUCUGCCGCGGCCUCUUCGAAAAAGACAAGCUUCUCUACUCUGUCAUGCUCUGCCUGAAGUGCCAAGAGAUGGAGAAGGAGCUGAAGCUGAACGAAGUCAUGGCUCUGCUCACAGGCUUGCCGGGAAGCGCCAAGGAAGAGAAGCCAGCUGAUUCAGGGUGGCUCACGAUGGUGAGCUGGAAUCGAAUCAAUCAGCUGCAGACUCUGGGCGAUGUCUUUGAUGGAUUUGUUGGAGAGUUCUCGGCGAACAUCAAGCAAUGGCAGGAAGUAUUCGACAGCGACGUUCCUGCCGAAGUCGAGUGGCCCAACAACUUCAAGUUGAAGUGCAGUCCGCUCCAGAAAGCACUUCUCCUUUUUGCGCUCCGCCCAGACAGCACAGUCGGUGCCUUGAUGGCCGUGGUGCAGGAGAAGCUGGGUAAGUUCUUCCUGGAGCCACCUCCGCUGGACUUGGAGGUCUGCUACAAGGAUUCGACACCGUCUAUUCCGCUUAUUUACAUCUUGGCCUCGGGCAGUGACCCUAUGGCAGACAUCCAGAAGCUGGCCGAAGGGUUGGACAUGCUGGCGAAAAUCAAUCCCAUUAGCCUGGGACAGGGGCAGGGUCCAAAGGCAAUUGCUGGCAUCAACGAGGGCUCGCAGUCCGGAAAGUGGGUGCUUUUGCAGAACUGUCACUUGGCUCCCAGCUUCAUGCCAACGCUCGAGUCCAUUGUCGAGAAGUUCGACCCGGAGAGCAUGAACCAGGACUUCCGUCUGUGGCUGACGGCAUGCCCCUCACCGGCCUUCCCAAUCUCCAUUCUGCAGAUGGGUAUCAAGAUGACCAUCGAGCCACCAAAGGGUCUGAAGCAAGCAUUGCUGCGAGCAUACUUGGGCUUUGAUGACGAAUGGUUUGGCGAUUGCAAGAAGCUGCCGGAAUUCCACAAGAUGUUAUUCGGCCUCUGCUUCUUCCACGGACUCAUUCUGGAAAGACGCGGCUUUGGGCCUGUUGGCUGGAACGUUGCUUACGGUUUCUCAGAGCCCGACCGAGAAAUCUCGCGGCAGCAGCUUCGAAAUUUCUUGAACGAGUUCGAGGGAGUGCCAUAUGCUGCCCUGAACUACAUGGGCUCAGAGGCCAACUAUGGUGGCCGUGUGACAGACAACCAGGACAGGCGACUUAUCAUCACCAUCCUCCAGGAUUUCUACAACCCGAAGAUCUUGGACGAUGAUUACAAGUUCUCCAUUUCUGGCAUCUACUACGCGCCAAAGCACGCAGACACCUUGAGCGCCUACCUGGAGUUCAUUAGGUCGCUUCCAAUCAGCACGACCCCAGAAGUCUUCUGGCUGCACAACAACGCCAGCUUGACAGCAGCCAUCAACGAAGGGCUUUACGUCACAAAGGGCUGUUUGGCGCUAAUGAGCUCGUUCGGUGCAAGCUCUUCGGCUGAUGACGACGAAGAGGGGACCAAGGUGAAAACUCCGGAGGAAAAGUAUUCAGAGAUUGCGGGCGACAUUCACACGCGUGUUCCAGAGCCAUUCGACCUGGGACAUGCUCUUCGAACGUACCCCGUGCGCUACGACGAGUGCUUGAACACAGUCCUGCACAUGGAGCUCGGCAAGUUCAACAGGCUGCUGAACCGAAUCAAGGGCACAUGCAGCAACUUGAUCAAGGCAGUCAAAGGUUUGGUGGUCUUCUCACCAGAGCUGGAAGCCGUGGCCGAUGGAUGCUUGACGAACGCAAUUCCCUCCCCAUGGAUGGGAGUGUCCUACCCCUCACUGAAGCCGCUGCAGUCCUAUGUCGAUGAUUUCCUUGGUCGACUCAAGUUCAUGUCGAACUGGAUCAAGGACGGCAUUCCCUACAUGUUCUGGUUCUCGGCCUACUUCUUCCAGCAGGCUUUCUUGACGGGCGUGCUGCAAAACUUUGCGCGAACUGACAAGAUUGCGAUCGAUCGCUGCAUCUGGAAUUUCGAGGUCCUGAAGGCCGCCUUCAAGCCUGAGGAGUAUCCCAAGAAGGGUGCCUACAUCAACGGCCUCUUCAUGAGCGGCGCCCGAUGGGAUGACGACGCUAUGUGCGUAGAGGAUUCCUUCCCGAAGGUUCUGUGGGCGGAGAUGUCACCGAUCUGGUUGAAGCCAGUCGAAAAAGCGCAGGAUGAGCAUGACUACGACAAGCUUUACAAUGCACCUAUCUACAAGACGUCCGAGCGUAAGGGCGUGCUGUCCACUAGUGGUCACUCCUCCAAUUUCAUCAUGUACCUGGCCAUCCCACAUUCAUGCAACGGAACGCACAGUGAAGAGUUCUGGACGAAGCGCGGAGUUGCCCUCAUCUCCCAGCCAGAGCGAGUUUUCCUGGUGCCCUUCCCCAGGAUGGAUACCAAUCCACUUCGCGGACUCGAUUUGCGAAGACUCGAGGUGGCCGAAGGCUUCGGCCUGCUGUGCCGCUGCAUUGUAGGGUCGCUGAUGACCUCGCGGAGGAUCAGGCAAAACACGAGAUUCAUGGCCGUGUUCUCAAAGCCUCCGGAGAUGCCGGCGGAAGCCGAGGAGGUGAAAGAGGCCUGGAGGCAAAGUUUGCAAGGGAAGCGCCUUCCCGGCGUGCCAGCACACCUCAAGCUGAAUGUUCUCGGUAAUGAGGUCCGAAUGAUGUAUGCAGAGGAGGUGUGGGUUGCGGCUACAUUUCGCAAGGCAUGCCAGCGCUUCAGUGACGCGGCCUUGGGCAGCACCUGGGCGAAUAGCGCCCGGACAGCUGGAUGGAGACUGCAAGCUUGCGAGUCCUUCUGGCACGAGCUUGAGGAGCUAAAGAGCAAUGAAAGCCAGGGGGGAGAGGUGGUCAUGCUGUUCCACGACGCUGAGGGGCAGCCAGCAGAGGAGGUCCUGGAGGCUCUGAAGUCGUGCAAUUUGUCGCGGUUGGUCAUCCUUCCACAUACUGAAGAGAUGAACGCAGACCAGCGGGCCAAUCUCUGCAAACAGUUUCAGUUGCGCCGAGUAAGGCUUGGCUCGGAACAGCUGGCCCCUCCUCAAAGAAUUGUGGUGCUGAACUAUCUCAUCGACCGAAUUUGGCCGCCGGUGAGUAGCACAGACUCGGCGGAGUCAGAGCAGCGCGAAAGGAAGGAAGAGGAGUUGAGACGAUUGAGGGAGGAGGAGCUGAUGGAGGAACGACGCGUUGCAAGAGAGCUUCGUGAAAUUGAGGAGCGACACAGACGGGAACAGGCUGGGUUGGCUGCCAAGUCAUCAGCUGCCGCUCCAGAAGCCGCCAAGGCACCUGGGAGAGCACCAGUUCGGCGGCGAAGAAGCAAGGAUCCGGCCGGGCAAGAUUUUUCGCCAUCACGUGGAGGUGGGACCUACGACGGCAGCACUGCAGGUACAUGGGUAGACGGAGAGGAUCGUCGGCGCAGACGCAGACGAAGAAGACGAGAUGUCGACAGCACCACAGGUGGUGGUCAGGAUGGAUCUUGGCGUGCAUCCGAAAGGGACAAGAGGACCUGGGAUGAGAAUUACUCCAGCCUCAGCUUGCUGCCAGAUGGAAGGGACACCUCUUCACCUGUUCCUUGGUUAACAGCAAGCCCUCAGGACAACGAAGGUCCGGAUGGGCUGAGCACAGUCUUGGAGACUGGAGAAAUGAAACGAACAGAGGCGCGCCCAGCUCGUGGACGGCGACGGCGAGAGCGCCGAGACUUUCGAGAACGUGGCGACAGCUACGACGAAAACGAUACCUGGGAAAGCGCAGCGAACCGCAAAAGUCAGGAUGACAUGCAUCCGCAACGUGUGCCGGUGGCAGCUGAUGGAGCGAACUGGACGAGGGACCAGGAUGACGAACAACGUCGUCGACGAGGUCGCCCCCAGCCUCCAUUGGCACCUCGCCGGGAGAUGGGAACUCUAGAAGAGGUUCCCGCCCUUCCGAUACCGGCCGAAAAAGACAGGUCUCCGCAGCGGCCUACACAAAUGAUGUCCGAAGCAGAGCUGCGCCAGAUCCGCUCCCUUGUUCGCGUUUGCGAACAGCUUCUUCGGGAAAGAGCCGAAGAGAAGGAGAGGGAGGCGGAGCGGGCUCGCCUCAAAGGAUCACCCAAGCAUUCUCUGUCGCCGGCUGCUCGCAAGACGGACAGGCUGUCUCCCUCACGGCAUGGCGCCAGCAAGCAGGAAGUGAGUGAGGAAGCUCCGCGGUUGACGGGUGGAGCUGCCUUGGCAAGUGCACGAAGUCAGGCCACGAAGAACUCGCACACUUCUGGUAUUGGUGGCAGUGCCAAUCCUGCGGGAGAGGGAGGGGGCACAUCAGUCGGCGGGGCAUCUGACAUGCACAACUGGGGUGCUCGCGAAGAGCCAAAAGCUGGGCCCGGACCGAAAGGCGAUCCCGGCGAGUGGUCUUCGGAUGCCCUGAUGGAGCUAAUGCACGGGCACUCAAGGAUGGUUGGUGUUGAUGCAAGACUACCUGGAAUGGAUAUUCCUGAGGGCCAAGCAGUCUCUCAGUCCUUUCCCGUGGUUGCAUCUUCUGCCGCAGCUCCGAGCAGGGGCAGCGGAAACCCUAACAGCCAGAGCCGGAUGCCGCCUUUGUCUUCCUUGGCAGAGAGCCCCUUCACGAGCCCGGCUCGAGGAGUUGCGCUCAGGCGCUCUUCGAGAAGAGACUCGCGAGCAGGCCUCGGAGAUCCCAACAGUGUGUUCAGGAGUUGGGGUGGACGCAACCUUGCAUCUCCGCCACCAAUAAGCAGAGGGGGGCUGAAUGUGCAGGCUUCCUGGGAACCGCUUGGCUACGAUCAAGGUAGCCGACCUCAUCCUUUUCACAAGGGGUCGCGCCAUUCUGGUCACCGGGGGCCCGGGCAAGUACCCAUCGGCAUUAACCCUUCGAUCCAGGCACAAAGCGCCAUGCUGCGGGAGAUGUAUCCGAAUGUUGCUAUGGGAGGCCCUGGACCGGGUCCGUUGUCCUUGGCACCCACAGGCUAA
This is a messenger RNA of Symbiodinium sp. CCMP2456, 18804 nucleotides long. NCBI's taxonomy places the organism in Eukaryota, Dinophyceae, Suessiales, Symbiodiniaceae. The record is from the annotation of a GenBank genome assembly.